Messenger RNA from Scophthalmus maximus (turbot), 801 nucleotides. It is a transcript of the gene coxfa4l3, whose product is annotated as chromosome 4 C15orf48 homolog. Lineage: Eukaryota; Metazoa; Chordata; Actinopteri; Pleuronectiformes; Scophthalmidae. The record is from RefSeq and is a predicted model, not a curated record. The transcript has 5 exons. Bases 119 to 376 code for a protein of 85 amino acids.
UCACCUCGUACUGCCCCUAAUGCUGCCUACAUCAGGCCGGCUCACAGGAUGCUGCGCCGAGAGACGCCGAGCUCUUCUUUGAGACAACAGGUAUUUGAAAACAACAACAACAACAAAAAUGGUUGGAUUUUUCCAAAUGCUGAGAAAGAAAAAGGAGCUGAUCCCUCUGAUAGGCUUCAUGGCUUUUGCUGCAGCAGGAGCCACCUCUGCUGCCUUCUACUUUCUAUUUACUAAAACUGAUGUCAUUAUGAAUAAGACCAACAAUCCAGAGCCGUGGGAGAGAGUGGACCCAUCGAAACCACAAAAGCUCAUCACCAUCAAUCAGCGGUGGAGACCAGUGGAGACGCUGGAGCUGGUGAAGAGUCUCCAAAAGUAAAAAAGAAAAGGCAGAAAUCUGCUCGAAUGAAGUGUGACCAAGUACCUACCUACCUGCCUACCUUUACCCCCAUCAGUCUAACAGAAUCCUUUCUGCACAAACUAGGACACUUUGACACUCAGUGUGCGGAAAUGCUUCUGUUCCACUGGUGGGAUUUCACCCCUGCUAAACCCACGGACGCCCAUCCUCAACAGUAGAAAAACUAUGGUGACAGAUACUCAUACUCAUACCAGGGAGCUAUAUCUAUAUUCAAUUAGAGGUGAAUGAGGUAAAUGUGACUGCCCCGUUGAUAGUCACACAGUAACCCAGAUGUUCCUACAGUAGAUGUGAAUGUAUGAUAGUGUCUUAAUGUAAAGACACAACGUGUGAUCUAAGAAAAUAAUGUGCUGCACAGUGUCAUUAAAUUAUUGUUAUGAACACAAAAA